UGUCACUCCGACCACAUGGCUGAGGUAUUACAACCACACACAAAUACAUGUACAAUACAAUGGAAAAGCGAUUCCACUGUGAACAUUGCAAUGAAAAAAUAAGCAAGGCACUCUACUACCAGCACAAACAGCUGUAUUAUUCAUCUGCUGCUAACAGUUGGACGUGUGAUUUAACACCAGGACACGACAUACACAGGGCUGAGCAAGAAUUUAGCUUCUCGGACGAUGAGAUGGAGGAGACUUCAUGUGAAGGAAAUGAAUCAACAGCUGACACCGAAACUGUCUAUGAACAAGAUCAAGAUGACAAUAUCAUGAGUUCGAGUACAAGUGGUGAGGAGGACACUGACGAUGAUUUUGAGGUGGAUGCUGACGAUGAUGACACGCAGUUAACAGAACUUUGGUUUGAUAAUGACACUGAUGAUGAUGAAAAUACUACUGUAAAAGGUUCUCAAGUAGAGUCAGCAGUCCUACGGAUGGCAAGAUUAUACGCUGUAUUCAUUCUAAUGUGGCAGACACUGUUCAACACUGCAAAAAAUUUUGGUUGAAACUACAUUGCAUAGUCGUUUUAACACUAUUCUUAAACAGUUGAAUCAACUUAAUAUUUAGUAAAAUAAAAAGACAACGUUAAAAUAAUCAGUAUUUUUUUUAUGUGGUUUUAACUUAAAAUAUUGUAGAAUCACACAAUGUCUUUUAUUUCUACAAUAAUUUACAUACAAUCUAUUAUUGAUAUCUUAAAUCAAACUAACAAACUCAUUUUGAUUAAAUUAUAUUUGAAACUCUAUCAUGCAGCAUGUUAGAAUACAAUAUAUAAAUUUAGAUUUAACAAUAAUAAUAUUUGUUCUAACACAGGCACACAUAUAAUUAUAUACAAUCAAUAUUUUUAACAAUCCAUUUAUAAUAGCAUGAGUGAUGUGAAAUUAUAUACAGUCAUGAACAUUGUAAGGAAAUGUACAAGUUUGCAUAGAACCAUAGAUAUUAGAGGACCUAGAAACUAAAAUGAAAUUGUGGGCGUGGCUAUGCUAAGUCUAAGAUUGCGCAUGCUCAGUAGAUCUAGAGCUGUGAAACCAUGUGCUCCAAGAAAAGAGAAGACGAUUACCCUUUCUAUAUGCUGGACAUUUGCUGCUAUAAAUCUGACUGUGAUGAUACUUCUGUGAGAGGUAUGACUGUGACUACACCAAGUGGAUGAUGAUACUUUUAGUUCCGUGAGAGGUAUGACUGUGACUACACCAAGUGGAUGAUGAUACUUCUGUGAGAGAUGAGGGACAAACAUAAAGUGUCUAGUUUUCUGGUGAACACUGUCACUGUCCUACAGAAAUUCCUUAAACUGGCAAGCUUGACAUGCGAGAACGAACGAAACAAACAGACGAAUGGAUAGAAGUGGCGUCAUUGUUGGAUAUCCUCUCGGUGGACUCUGUGUGGUCAAGAGUGAUCGGUCUGCUAUACUUGUGAGUCCAGUAUGUUACACCAAGAAGAACUAUUCCUUGGGCUAAUUAAUUUAAAACUAAUUUAACAUUGUAUACCAUUGUCUCGGGCAUUUUCGAAUCAGUUUUUAUUGUUGAAUCUGAUAGGGCGUCCUUUAAGCUUCAAAAUGAUACCAAGAUCGACCUCCUAGCUACUUUCUUUCCGGAGAUAUGUUCGAGGGAACGCUACGAGGUAUUGCAACGCCCUGCCCUCUUGAGUAAAUGAUGCUCAAACGUCAUGAUAAUUGAAGUUCAAUUAUUGGCUUCCGGGCACUUCCGUAUACUCAUAAAGCUUAGUAAAAGAUGUUCUGGAGAAGACAAGUUAGUUAGAUGAAGGCUAGGCGUUCUAGGACUCUCUAGCUAGCUAGUAUAGCUAUGUAGCUGGAUUGCUUGGCACCUAGGAAGGAUCUUUGAAGAAAUAAAGAGACAAAGACUCCUGUCGCUCAAAUGGUGGUGGUAAGUGUCGGAGGCCUGAGAAACGCUAGUCUAUUGGCUAGGAUGUUGUUAUGGAGUGUUUAUGAGGACAAGUGGCACGGGAUACGUACAUCUAAAGAAACAAGAGUGGAUCUACGCCAAGCUAGCUAGCUAGAUAGCUGCUCUUUCUAAUCUAUUUCUGUUGCUAAAUUAUGUUUGUUAAGAAGUGGAGCUAUAAUAUACCUGGCUCCUCUUGAUGAUUGUAAGUACUGGGCUGAUGAAAUAGUCCUGUAAAAGUUGUCAUCUUUUAUUUGUUAAAAAUAAUUAACAAUAAUAGGGAAAUUCCCUGGGAAUUUCCCCUCACGUAGACAGUUAAUUUCAUUGUAGAAAAUAAACGUUCGGUGAGUUUCUUCAACGUCCGCGCUUGACCUGUUUAAAGCUUCAUAGAGACCCAAAUUUUUACAGGUAGGUAGAGGAAGGGUUGAAGUUAGCACCUGUGAAAAGAAAAAUUUUUUGCCCAUGUUUUUCAUUUCUACUAAAUUGGCCUAUAGCUUAAUUUAAUUAUUGCCGCGUUAAGGUCUGUUUUCAUUGGCCCUGUCACAUUUUUGUAUUAACAUGUUAUUUAUUGAAUUGAAUAAUAAUUGUUAUACCGAUUCAUUUGUAAAUCGUUGUUUUAGGAAUUUAUUUAGCUAUAAUGAGUCUUAUUUAUUAUGAUAAGUAUUUUCUUAAUGGUUGUUUUAAUGUAUGGCUUAAGUAGAUUUGACAAUAAAACACAAUAGUUUUAACCUAGCAAUAAUAAUGUUAAAACUACAUUUAUACAUUAAUACUUAUACAGUUGAGCCUCGGUUAUCCGAAUCCCGGUUAUCCGAAUCCUCGAUUAUCCGAAUGCUAGAGCAUAGUGCAAUCUGAGCAUGUGCAGUAGGAAAUUGCCCACGUGGCUGGCAAAAAGAAGCCAGCUGGCAUGUUUUGAUUAUCCGAAUAUUUCACUUAUCCAAAUGGGCCCGGGGACAAAGGUGUUCGGAUAACCGAGGCUCAACUGUAAGUAUUUUUAAAUACAGUUGAGCCUCGGUUAUCCGAAUCCCGGUUAUCCGAAUCCUCGAUUAUCCGAAUGCUAGAGCAUAGUGCAAUCUGAGCAUGCGCAGUAGGAAAUUGCCCACGUGGCUGGCAAAAAGCCAGCUUUUGAUUAUCCGAAUAUUUCACUUACCCGAAUGGGCCCGGGGACAAAGGUGUUCGGAUAACCGAGGCUCAACUGUAGUUGUUAUAAUUAUUACAUAAAAGUUGAAUUGACGCUUUUUGUACUUCGUUAAAGCUACAUUAAUAAAAUUAAUGUCACCUCAGUUUCAAUUGUUUUGACCAUUAAAAAAAUUGUUAAAUUGAUUAAUUUUUUUUGUAGUGAAGGUGUCUAAUUCAGGAAUCAACAUAAUUUUCAUUUUUUUUGCGAAGCUGCUUUCUCUACUUGUUGUUUCGAGUGCUUCUCUUAGAGAAUUAGCACAGAUAAUCCCCAAAAACCUAGGGCAAGCAAAAACAUUGAUUGGACAAGAAAAGGAUUCAUUUUCCAAGUACGUCUCUUGUCCUAAAUGUCAUACCACAUAUGCUUUAAAUGUAUGCACUGUCACUCUACCUAAUAAGACGAAAGAAUCGAAACGUUGCUCAUAUGUCAAGUAUCCUCACCAUCCCCACACUCGACAGAGAAAUCCUUGCAAUGAACAAUUGAUGAAAAAGAUUCGAACAUCAGCCGGAACUAUUUCUUGGUACCCUCGUCAGACAUACUGUUAUCAAAGUGUUGUUGCUUCUUUAAAAACGUUCCUACUUCGACCACACUUUCAUCAUUCAUGUGAAUUGUGGAGAAAUAUUGAAACUGAUCCAGGCACUCUUCGCGACAUAUGUGACGGGAAAGUUUGGAAAGAUUUUUUGACCCCAUCAGGUGUGCCAUUUCUGUCUGUGCCUUACAAUUAUGCAUUGACGAUAAAUAUUGAUUGGUUUCAACCCUUCAAGCAUAGUCCCUAUUCUGCUGGAGCAAUUUAUAUCGCCAUUCAAAAUCUUCCACGGCGUGUAAGAUACUUAACUGAAAAUGUUCUGCUUGUUGGCGUUAUUCCCGGUCCUCAUGAGCCAAAAGGAGAUAUUAAUACCUAUUUAAAACCUUUAGUUAAUGAGUUAAAGGAACUGUGGACUGGAGUUGUCAUGCCAACUGCUUCUGGUACACAAGUGUUGGUACGGGCCGCCCUAAUUUGUGUAUCCUGUGAUAUACCUGCAAGUAGGAAAGUGUCGGGAUUUGUGGGGCACAACGCAUACCGUGCCUGUUCGAGAUGUUUAAAACCCUUCCCUACCGAAGUAUUUGGACAGAAGGCUGAUUUUACAGGCACUGACCGUAGUAAUUGGACUAAACGCUCCACAAUCUCACAUCGUGAUCAGGCACAAGCUCAUAAAGAAGCAAUAACAAAAGCACAACAGAAGCUAAUAGAAAGAGAGCAUGGAUGUAGAUACUCCGUUCUACUUGAAUUACCAUACUUUGACGUUGUUAGGUUCUCAGUUAUAGAUCCGAUGCACAAUUUGUUGUUAGGCACAGCAAAGCAUGUUCUAUCUGUCUGGACGUCACUUGGUAUACUAGACAAGACACAUUAUUUGAGUAUACAAGAGAAGGUUGAUAGAUUUGUUACACCCCCUGAAAUUGGCCUUAUUCCUUCAAAGAUUGCUUCGGGUUUUUCAAGUUUCACAGCCGAUCAAUGGCGAAAUUGGACUCUUAUCUAUUCACUGUGCUCUUUGAAAGGAGUAAUUCCUCACAAAGACUAUGACUGUUGGUUGCUGUUUGUUAAAGCUGUUAACAUACUAUGUCAACGCCAAAUUACUCUACGUAACUUAGAGAAGGGUGAUUCUUUGUUGAUGGAUUUUUGUAAACUAUUUGAACAACUUUAUGGACAAAGAAACUACACGAUCAACAUGCACCUCCACGCUCAUCUGAUGGAGUGUGUUUUAGACUUAAUUUGGCCUUGUUUAUUCUUUUUGGCUAUUCAGCUUUGAGCGUCUUAAUGGGGUGCUAGGCUCAUACCACACAAACUGUAAGAACAUAUCACUUCAGCUCAUGCGACGUUUUAUGUCAGGCCAAUACUAUGGUGCCGAAAAUUGGCCAAUUGAGUUCAGGGAAGAAUUCUAUCCACUACUAGUUCAUCACACCUACGAUAAAGGCUCCCUGCAAGCUUGUUCUUUGGAGCAAGCACUGGCUCAAACACAACAUUCUCGAUCGGUCACCAUUAAACCGUCAUUCCCUAUUAUCGAAAAUGCAUGCACUGUAAAAACUGGAAAGUGACCGUCACCACCAAAAGGUAGUGAAAUACCUGCCACAAUAGUCACCGCAAAUCGACUGGUGACCUUCACCACUUUUUCAAAUCACUACAUUUAAGUAGUGACGAUCACUACAUUUAGGUAGUGAACAUCACCAGAGCUAGUAAAAAUCACUAUACAAAAAUUCUGAAAAUGUGCACAGAAAAUUAUAACAAGCAUUAUGCUUAGCUACUAGCCUAACAUAAUUAUAAUAAUAACAGUGUCUAAUGGCUUGAGUUGAUCAUCAGUUCUUGGCUGUCUUUACAUCCCAACCUCCUCCCUCCUCCUGUAUAUGCAUGAAGAAGAAAGUAUGUUUAUUUUAUUGACGAAUAAUAGACAAAUAUAAAGUCAUAAUAAUUAAUUAUGUAGGUUGGAAGUGUGUACAAAUUAGAUUAUGUGCCGGGGGAUAUCGCAUGAUUAACAAAAAAACUUUUGCAUACCUACUGAGCUUCAUUAUACGUGCAUACGUACCGGUAAACCACGUUUACGUUUUCGUUGGGUAAUUACCUGCUAUGUUACAUAAGCCAAAUAAAGUAAUCCAUGAUGUCACAAAUACUGGAGUAUGCGUGAAGCUGAGCCAAUUAUAGCUACAGAAAAUAGCAGGCACAAUUAUGUUUACAAGAAGAAGGAUCGGCCCGGACUAGUGAUAUACCUGAACAGCACACUGGAGAGCCAGGGAGACUAUGCAAAUUCUAUAUAGAGCAGUAAUCUUAGGAAUCAAUUAUUGUGAGCAGAACAAUAACUUUUGGAAGAACUGCUGUACUGCAAGCCUUGUCAGAACAAUUAAUAGCUUGCUAUAAAUAAUUCAAAAUAAAUGUUAACAAUGGGUCUGCCUAAAACUCUGAAGAGGAACAGCUAUAUAUACAACUUGCUAUCAUAAUCAUACUGAAAAUUAAGGUCAAUGUGCUAUAUACAGGUGGCAGAUUCAAUUGCAUACCAUAAUUAUUAAUUUUGCGUGAUCAGAGGCCGCGGUUACUUAUUUUCCUGGCAAAAGAUGCUACAAUUUGUAAGGCCAAUGUUUAAAUUCAGGUACAGUUUUCUUUCAUCUGCACACAUUCAAACUCAGCCAUGGGACAGUCUCUUAACUAAAGCACUAGCGAUCUGCUACCAAGCUAACUGGCACAUAUAGAUACCGUGCAGUAUCAAUAUGCAGUAUCAAUAAGCAUGGCUCCCACUGCAAAUAUGUCUCAGUGAGGGUCAAAGUUCACUGAGGCUACCAAUAAAGAUGCAAUUGAGAUCCUACUAUUCAACCUUUAUAAUUGUAAGAGCGGCCUCUGAUCAAGCAUAAUUUAUAUACAUGCAGAUUAGGGGGUGUUUAGUAACCAAACAAAUCUAGUAACAACAAUUCUACAAAUCUUUUGCUGACUUUAUAUAGGCUAAGUACAAAGAUGUGAUACGAAGAGAGGUUGAAGUAAGACAAUUAUUUUUUUGGAACAGUUACACUGUCUUGUGUGCAAAAGUAGGACUAACAGAACGAGUGUUGCAAGCGUGCGCUUGCUAAUGCCUCUGCCAGACAGACAGACAGACAGACAGACACACACACACAGUCAGCUUUACCGUAUCCCUCGUGCGGCUACGCCUCGAGGCAUAACUAACAUAUUAAUCACUGACAACAAAUUGUGGCAAUACGGCAGCAGCACAUACCUUGAUUUAUGCCUAUACUUUAGGGUGUCCAGUAGUAUAGUUGCUCCACACGUUGUUUUUUUACUUCAUAUCCUGCAAGUCAAUUACAACAGUUACUGAACGCAAUAAAGUGUGUAACAACAAUAACAGUAUAAAUAAACAGCAGGUGCUGAUGCCUUGGUGGGUGUGUCAAAACUAUUGUCCACUAUUUAUGGCAGUAAACCUCCGAAGACGAGGGCGAAGUCUCGAGGCCAAGGAUGAUUUAAUGUUACCAUAAAUUUUAUAAUUAUAAUUAUACCCACUGAAAUGAAAAAUGCUUGCUGUAUACCUAAGCUAACUCACCUUGCAAGGACUAGUAAACAGUCUUAAAAACUAUUGAAAAUGAACAAAAAGCUUGUGUGUAUAUAGCUUGUAUAGCCAGUGCUAAACUUCUAGCGCUACGCUCUAACUUGUCCAUGUGUGUAACGAGCCUACCCAUCUGUCCUGCCAUUGCUAACUUAUUUUUGGCUCUUUGUGUAUAUAGAUCUAACAAAAUCAGUGCGCCCUUAAGGCAACGGAGUUAUGUUAGUGAAACUACACCCAGUUGCUAUGAUACAAACCCCAAGCGGGACAUAAAGCUACUAGCUAUUGCUAUAAAUACAUCAUGAUGACAUGAUUGCUGCGACACUUAAAGAGAAAACACUACAUGCAACGGCAUUCCAAGUAUUAGAGCAAAAUUACCCAUAACUCGGGAACGAUGCUAUAGAGCUUUUACAUUAUACUUGCACUUCGUGCUCAUUGGAACAGCUAUGGCAAUAUACACACAGACAGACAGUCACAUACACACACAAACACAACUACUGUUAUGUCGCUCAUCUGUAUAUGUAUAUGCUUGAUCAGAGGCUGUGCAUGGCUACUAAAUGUUACAAAGGAGGCUACAAUUCGAGAGAGCCCAUUGUUCAAGAGAGGUGUUUAUUAGCCCUAGCUAAUAAGUAACUAUAUGUAUGCCACAAGAAAGUCUUCUAAAAGCACUACUUAAACAAGCUGCUACCCUAGCUAGCUGCUACCGUAGAUACCAAUCAACCAUGUGCAGAGACAUAGCUACUAUUUGAAUGCGGCCUUCAAGCAUAUAACGGCAAUUAAGCUGCAACCGUAGAUACCAGUAUUAAUAUGGCUGCCAAGUGCAGAGACAUAGCCUCAAAGUUCACUGAGGCUACUAUUUGAGACCAGCUUCUAUUGAAGACUACUUUAUACGUAUAAGCAUCAGUAGUUCGAAUUCUACAAAUUUUGCUGCAUUAAAAAAAGAACAAAAGAGGAUGGAUGAUUUUAGGAUGGACGAUUAUUGUGAGAGUACAGGAAUGUAAGCCCUACAAUGCUGAGAGGGUUAGCCUGGAGGUAUUACAAUGUGAAGUCCCUAUUUUGCUUCUGAACUAGUAUAAUUAAUUAACUCACUUGUGUUGUGCAUGCUGAAUGAAGCUUAGGGCAAUGGGCUUUAAUUGGUCUCCCCUUCGUUUAAGCCCUAUUAAAUGAGAAGUGUUUACUUGCACUUUGCUUGUCCUUCAUGAGAAAUUCGGUUCUGCAUAAAAUAUUAAUUUAAACUGUGCAGCAUGUUGAGGAACUUACCUAGUUACACAGUUUUGUCAAACAACUCUCAAAGCGUUCUCUAAAAGCUCCACUUGUCUGCUUCUACUCCAGCAAAUAAAUUAUUGUUGAUGUGCAGCUGCAGAUUUGCAGCUGCAUAAUUGCACGUGCCCUUAUUUGGUCAUAGGUCUAUUCAACAAACAAGAGCGCGCAAGGAUUAUUCUGAGGAUAUGGAUAUGGAAGGAGCUAGCUAGCUAGCAAGCUAUCUAGAUCUUCCUAUUACAGUUCAAUUCAGUGACAAGGAAAGGCAUUUGGCAGUCUUAUAUUGCUGCUACUAAAGGAUAAGGAAUAGUAGUGUGUGGAUGAAUAACAAUUUCAGUGUUGAAUCAUGUAGCUUAGAUAUUGAUGUCGUGUAACAUCUUAUAGUAAAAGCAUUCCAUGAACUGUUUUACUGAGGCAAUUAUGGUUAACAGUAAGCCGGGUUGCGUGUUGACUAUGUCUUGGUGACUCAGUUUCUGUAAAAUAGACCACUAAAUCUAGAUCUACCUGGUACGGGUUAGCAGUAAGUCGUGUUGCGUGUUGAUCGGCCAGGUACAGAAACCUCUUUUCAAAGAUGUUACACAAUUAAUACAUAGCUUCAACUAGUAAUUGUAUUUGUAAAUUCGUGUGAAUCAAUUGUUAAUUAGUAAAAUCUUAUUGUGUACUGGCCUUAAUAAUACGAAUGCAGAUAUGCCAUUGUAACUGUUCAAGCUAGCAGUAACGUUAUACGUCUAUGGAUUGAUAAUCUCAUGCUUCUCUUUCAUUGCAGAAUAUGGAAUGCUGCUCAGGCAAAAAAGCUUAGUGAGAUAUCAGGGCACCUGCACCAUGGGGCCUCUUUGCAGCCUUUAUACUUAGCCAGCAAACUAGAUCCAUCAAGCAUCUGCCUGAGUUUGUCACUCCCUUAGAUUUAACGGCAUAAUUAUUAUUGAUACUGAUUGCCUUAAAGUUACAACUAAAGCUUACGUCUGUACCUGUGGGGAGUGGUCGGGAAUAGUGUAUUAUUUAUGUCCCAGUUUGUCAUCAUUGCCAGUUUGUCAUCAUUGUUAGGGGAGGAGCAAUUGUAAUAAUAAAUAAUUAUGUACUGCAAAUUGUGUACUGCAAUGUUAGGUAAACUUCAUGUUGUUUCAACUUUACAGUCAGUGCAUGGUGGAUAUUAAAAAGACACCAUUACAUGAUCGUAUAAUUAUAAUUAUAGUAAAUAGCCGACCAAACAGACGUCAUGUACUGAUAGAAACUUGUAGAAUAAUUAUAGUCUGUUGUAUUCUUCUGACUUGGUCUUCGACGGUAGCAGGAUCAGGAUAGACCGUAAAAAUGAUAACUUGUGACUUUCAUGAAAUAUUAAAGUAUCACAUUGCAUGCUGCAUGCCUAUAUAUGGAGCUUGUUACACACACAUGAGGUAUACAGGGAACAGUAAUUAAGUUAAGUGAGAGGUACCAUACUGUGAUGAACGACUUAGGACAAUCGAGUCACCGCGGCGGGUUGAAUCAUAGAUAGUAGAAAGAAAGAUUUCUACUAUCUAUGGUUGAAUGUAGUGAGGGACUUUGGUAGUGACCGUCACCACAGUUGGUAUUGAGCUAUGUGGUGAAGGACUUAGGUAGUGACCGUCACUGCGAUUGGUAGUGAGGAUCACCACAUACACAAAUCACCACCAUGUAGUGAUUCGCUUAGGUAGUGACCAUCACCACAUUUGGUAGUGACGGUCACCACCCUGUUUUUACAGUGUGGGAAUCAUAUCAGAAAGAUAUGUUAGAUCGUAUUAUAAUGUCGGUAGCUGUAGGUCACAACAAUUGCGCUCUUUUGUCCUUAUAUGAAAGCACAGCGAGUCUCACAAUAGAUGGAUUCGUGCUUGGCUCUGCAAACAGUCGCUAUGUCACAAAGUCUCAUGUGAUGGCUUGUCACCCUAUCUAUCCAGAUCAGCUUCAUCUAGCAAGAAUUGAACGUUUUUGCAAGAUAAACAUAAAAGCAUAUUCCGGUGCAUCUCAAUGUACAAGUUUCCAAGUUUUGUCUGAAUGGAUUGCUUACGUCACUUUUUACGAUGAGCAUAAUUGCAAAGUCUGGUUUGGAGGUCCUACUCAAGUUUGGGCUAGAUCAUUGUCUACAUCUGAAUAUGUUCGAUUAUCUAGUAUAAAGAAAAGAGUGGCUUUUUGUGAAACAGACAUUGACUUUGGUAGAGUAAUAGGAACACAAAGGGUACUGGUAGUGUCACUAUUGUCCAACUGAAUUUUUAUUUUCACAUGUAUAUAUAUAUACGCACGGCACGUACAUGCAAUGGUGUAAUUUUCUUUGCAUCGUCCCAUAAUGAAUUCAUGGCAUGGAUCACUUGCAAUUUUAUUAAUGAGUCAUGUGCAAAAGGGUAAAUAUUAAUCACAAAAUUAAUUAUUAAUCUAAGCUAAAUAUAACUUAAAUCUUACAAAUAACAUCAAUUCCAUUUUGCGCAGUAGGCCUGAACAAAUAUCUUGGAGAACGACAUUUGACUGAGAAGUCAUCUAUGGCUUUCCUUACAUGUACAUCACCUCUGAGCAUUUUACUCUCUAGCAUUCUGAUGAGAAUACCACCAACAGCAUACAUGUCACUCAUUUUGGACUGUUUUGUUAGUCCUUCGACAACUUCAGGUGCAAUAUGGGAAUAGCGACGGAUAUAUUCGGCCUUUUCACUUUCAGAGAGGUGGUAUCGUUUUCCUCGUUCUACUGUUGUUGCUUUCCCAAAGUCUAUCACUACUAGCUGCAUAUACCUCCGACUUGAUGAAUCAGUUACCGGUGCCUCAGUAAGGCUCUCGCCAAUCAAAAUGUUGUUGCACUUGAGAUCAUUAUGUAGGACGUGAACUUCAUCAUGCAAAUACCGCACUGCUUCCAUAAGUUGGGCACAAAGUGUUAAAACUGUUUCUUUAAGCUGUUCAAUCAUGGUAGAGAAAGCAUCAGUCAGUGUCAUCGAUGUAGUUCCAAAACCAUGAAAUUGCAUUACAAUCCUGAGUGGCUUCGUAGUAGUUAAUACACCAAACAAGAAAGGUAGAUGAGGGUGAGAAAAGCGAGCUAAGAUAUUUGCUUCUUUGUUAAGAUCGUCUAGUAAUGAGUGGGGGAGCAGUUCUUUCACAGCCACUUUUACAUUACGAAACAGCUGCAUCUUAACAAUACCAAAUGAUCCCCGACCAAUAUACAUUUCAGUACUUUCUGUCACAUCUGGUGGAUCAUGCAGCAAAUCUUGAUCGAUUUCGUGUACAUGUACAUUUACCUCUCUCGUGACGCUUGAGCGUGUCCGAUGCAAUGCCCUCUCACGUGCCAUACUCUCCUUUCUCUGUUGAAGCUCCCACCGCCACCUCUCCCAAUAUGAUCUAGACAUAUUUCUAUAUAGCACCACAUUCUUCUCCGCUUUAUUCCUUAAAGCCUUUUCCUGGCUUAAAUGGGCCUCAACAGCUUUUAUUCUUGAUUUCCUUCGCUUUUUUCUCUCGCUUCUCAUUUUUCUCUUCUCUUCGAGGGUGUUAGAUCGGCUAUAUCUUUUUUCCAGCACCUGUACUGUUCAUAGUAGCACUAGAAUGUGGCAAAGGAGACUCAAGCUCUGCACUUGGACUUAUUGCGACCGUAGCCAUUUUUAAUUCUAGCAAAAUGAACUUUGAACCUAAAAUAAUGUUCAAAAAUCAACUUUGAACCUUCUGACCUUUAACACGAGGUACAUAUCAUAACUAGCUAGCUAGCUAGCUGAGACCUUUAUCUGUACUGCACUGUACUGUAUUGUGGUGCUAGUGCAGAGGAGAUACUUAGCUAUUUAAACUAUCUCUUUGCGAGGACAAAACUCUAGGAAUGUGAAUUGGCAGGCUAAACCAACCUACAUGUACCCCAUGGCCGACCCAACGAUUGCGCAAUUGCUGAUCCGGACAGGAUCCACUGUGAAAAUUAUUGGACUAAAAGAUUGUGAAUGCUGCCUGCCACAAGCAACAAAAGUAGCUCUCAUUAUCUCAGUUAAUUUUUAUAAUGUUAAUCCAUGUAGAUCAUUGAUCAUCUUUAUAUACUUUUUGUCGUAAACAAUUCAUCAAGCGCAGACGCAUACGUAACUAUACACAUAAUUAUAGAUAAAUGUAAAACACCCAGUGAAAGUCACGAAUUCAUUUGCAUUGUAAACUUGCUGAAAACUUGCUGUAAACUAGAUGUGCCCAGUUUACAAUCAUGUACAUCAAAUAACAAGUUUACUGUUUGGGAAUCUACCUUGUAGUCUUCGUGCCACAGUUUACUUGCAUGUAAACUAAUCCUAUUUGUAUAUCUCUGUAAACUAUGAUGUACAUAUCAAGUCUACAAAAAUGUAUAUUGCUGUACACUACCCUAUCUGGCCCUGUGUUGUUGUUGACAGUUUCAAUCAGCUUGGUAGUGAUUCACACUCCCUAAUAAAGUGUUGACAUUGUGUCAUCUAGUAGUGGGAAUCACUAUAACACUUAUUGUAGCUAAUUAGUGAUAAUUAUAUUGAUAUUUUUAUUUGUUCCUGUAUAAAUAGCCAUGCUGCGCUUCUGCGCAAAAAGUUGAUACAGUUUUCCUGGGCUUUGGCUUUUAAUAGAAUGAUCCCUCACAUACUUAUAUGCAGAUAGUUAGGUACUUCGGUAAUAGAUUUGCUGAAUCAGCGAUUAUCAGCAGGCACUCGACUGAGACAACGUGAAGUAUUGCAUAUCUUGCCGUUGCUAGGCUACACCAUCAGUAUCGUGACCUCAAGGUCAGUGCAAUUGAACCUCUUUAUAACGGACACGUUUGAGGAACAAAAUUUUAGCUGUACACAAACUGUUCAUUUAGGACCUGGUCUUUAUUAUUAUAUCAUAUAGACUAUAUGAUGCACAGUUUGUCUGUUUGAUGCAAAAAAAAGAACCUAAUAACUGAAUUUGAAGAUAGCUGUUAUAUACUGUCUCUACUGAUCUAAACCCAAACUAAUCUCAAGCCUACUCACCAAGGAGCUCGCUUUGUUUCAAGUCUACUCACCAAGGAGCUCGAGGCUGCACUGAAAGAUGAAGUUGGAGAAAUGGACUCUAUUUUUGUUUUUUCUGGUAUGGCUCUCACGCCUAAGCACGCUCAAGGAUGGUCCACCAGGCGCAUGUAGUAUGUUCUCAAGCUGUAUGUUAACUCUACCUGCUGGACAGUCCCAGAGAUCUACUUUCAGGAGAUCAAGUAAAAUCUCUCAGUCUUUGGGCUCUAAUUGGAACCUAAACAAAGCACACAAACUCUACUUCCUAGUUAUCCUUGUUCUCUCUGGCGAUAUUCAGUCUAACCCUGGCCCUGUUGUCAAUUGGAAGUACCCUUGUGGAAAAUGCAACUGUUCUGUAAAGACCAACCAAGCUGGAAUCAUGUGUGAAGUCUGCUAUGCAUGGCACCACUGCAAAUGUGUCUGCAUUGAUGAUUCUGAGUAUCACAGGCUCCAGUUGUCUGAUGAAGCAUGGUGUUGCUCCUCUUGCUUCAGGACAGCCUUGCCGUUCCAUGACUCAUCAACACUAAACUCUACCAUCAGCUCAACCUCUUGCUCUACCUCAGACUCUAUUUCUUCCUCACUCGCCAGUUCUCAUGGAAGGGACUGCACAAUUGUGUACACUAACUGUCGCUCCCAAAAUGGAUAUCCUUCGUACCCAUGCUGCCUCCUUUUAUUUGGAGCACCCCCCUUUAGAGAGGGUUCAAAGGUUACGCCGACAAUGACAACUGUAGAUCAAUUUGGAGCAGUUCCUUUUAGCUGAAUUUUUAUAUUAAUUUUAGUGUUUAGUAUUAUUAUAAGUGUUGUUUUGUGUGUAGUAGGAUCAUAAUUAUGACUCCGA
Molecule: messenger RNA, 14188 nt
Organism: Halichondria panicea
Lineage: Eukaryota; Metazoa; Porifera; Demospongiae; Suberitida; Halichondriidae
Exons: 9
Coding region: 3588-4892 (434 amino acids)
Source: RefSeq, a predicted model, not a curated record